This is a messenger RNA of Chaetomium strumarium, 1551 nucleotides long. Its product is annotated as major facilitator superfamily domain-containing protein. Bases 1 to 1551 code for a protein of 516 amino acids. Gene Ontology annotation, biological process: transmembrane transport. Gene Ontology annotation, cellular component: membrane. The record is from RefSeq and is a predicted model, not a curated record. Gene Ontology annotation, molecular function: transmembrane transporter activity. NCBI's taxonomy places the organism in Eukaryota, Fungi, Ascomycota, Sordariomycetes, Sordariales, Chaetomiaceae. The transcript has 10 exons.
AUGGACCCCGAGUCAGCAAGCGGUCGCGGUUCCCAGGACCAGGUUGCCGCGCAGCCCGUGGCGACAUGGAAGGGCUACUUAUGGGACACGUGGGAGCUCCCCCGUGACCAGCGGAUGCUGCUGUUCAAGGUCGACGCCUUUGUGCUCACCUUCUCGUCGAUCGGAUACUUCCUCAAGAACCUCGAUCAGACCAACGUGAACAAUGCCUUCCUGAGCGGAAUGAAAGAGGACCUGGGCAUGUUUGGCAACGAACUCGUUACAAGCACCUCCAUCUGGACGGUGGGCUACGUGAUCGGACAGAUCCCGUCCAAUCUGCUGCUCACCCGCAUCUCGCCGCGUUAUGUCAUUCCGUCGCUGGAAGUGGGCUGGGGCAUCGCGACCAUCUGCACCGCGUCGGUGCAGUCGUACAAGGCCCUGUACGCCCUGCGCUUCCUCGUGGGCUUCUUCGAAUCCGGCUUCUACCCGGGCAUCCACUAUAUGCUCGGCUCAUGGUAUACGCCGCGUGAAAUCGGCAAACGCGCCAUGAUCUUCUGGCUCGCCGGCACCAUCGGACAGCUGUUCAGUGGCUUCCUGCAAGCCGCCGCGUACACAAACCUGCAUGGGGUGCAUGGCUACACGGGCUGGCGCUGGCUCUUCCUCAUCGACGGCAUUAUCACACUCCCGCUCGCCGUAGCCGGAUACUUCUUCUUUCCCAACCUGCCCCAGGGCGGCAAGAAGACGUGGUGGCUGACCGAGGAGGAGCACCGUCUCUCAGUUCAGAGAAUGCGGGCGGUUGGGCGAGCCGGCAAGCAGCCGUGGACGCGGGAGAAGAUACGGAGCAUCUUCCUGAGCUGGCACACCUAUAUUUUGCCUAUGAUAUACGUCAUCUGGAACAACGGUAGCCCGCAGGCGGCCAUGGGGUACUGGCUGAAGAGCUUCAACUCGAACCCCCCGCCUGUUCCUGGAAAGCAUUUCACUAUUCCGGAGAUCAACAACUUGCCCCUGCCAACAACGGGUAUCUUCGUCGGCAUGGCGCUCGUAUGGGGCUGGCUCUCCGACGGACCCUGCCGUGGCGCUCGAUGGCCAUUCAUAUACGCCGGCGCCAUCAUAACGCUCGUCUUCAGCAUGCUCAUGUUGAAGAUGCCGCUCUACACCAACAUACGCGGCCGUAUGAUUGUGUACUGGUUGAGCCAGCUUGGUAAUGGCGCUGGCCCCCUGAUCCUGAGCUGGAUCAACGAGAUCUGCUCCAACGACACUGAGAAGCGGGCGCUGCUUGUCGCCGCCGGGAAUGACUUUGCUUAUGUUGUGCAGGCUGUGGCCCCGAACUUUGUGUGGAAGACCACGGAGUUUCCAGCGGCUCAGAAGGGCUACAAGUGGGAUAUCGUUCUGCAGGUGUUGCUCAUCCUCAUAACUGCCACCACACAACUGCUCCUCUGGCGAGACAAGAGGAAGGGUAGCAAGCAGGUUUCGGGUUCCAGGUCUGCACCGGAGUCAGAUGAGAUUCUGACAGGCCGACGGGGGGGCCAAAGUCAGGGGUCUAUUGACGCUGCUGAGCAAGGGAAGGCUGUGUAG